GGAGGGGCGGAUGAGGUGGCGACGGAGGAGGUGGCUUCGGAGGUCGAGAGGACGCCCAUCGUGAUUGAGGGUAAAAGACAUGUUGAUGAGACGGAGCAGGUGGUCGACAAGAGGUUGAGAGUGCCGUCAUAGUAUGUUGUUUCCCCUUUCACGGCUGAGGCCAAGAGGAAACGUUCAUCGAUGGGACGCACCCGAACUUAUUCGGGGAGGUGGACAACACCAAGUGGAAAGUGUUCGAGACGGAGUGGAGGAGAAUUAUCCCCGGGUAAAUAUUGUACACUGACUUGUCUAUGUUUGUUUUAACAUUUCCAUGUUCUUUCAGAGUUAGCCACACGAUAGGUAACCGGACGGUCUCGGACCCGUACAAGUGGUUCCACGAUAUCACCAUUUCGGGAGCUUGGCUUAUCGAUGAUCACAUCGACCUAGCCAUGGAUUUGCUGCAAGAUCGAGCUCAAAGACAUCCAAAAUCAUUUGACGUCCAUCGUCGAGUCAUAUUAAACACCGAGUUCCUGCGUGUCGUUACCAUAGAGUAUCAGUCGCUCCAACUCAUGGGUAACGAGUAUACGGUGUCAGAAUAUAUGCUCGAGUGGGUUAUAGGAAUGUCGCCGAGUGUCGGGGGAAAAUCAUGGGAGGAUUGUACACUUAUGUACAUUGCAGCGUGCAUCGAUAAGCACUAUGUUACGCUGGAGAUCGUUUUUUGCUGACACGACUAUAUAUGUGUACGACCCAAAUCAUUCAUAUUUGAUACAAGGCUAGCUGGAGCAAAACUUGGAGUCCGUAGCUGUAAUUGUUCCUAUGAUGGCCAGAUGAGCGGGGAUGAUUGUACAGAGCAUAUUGCGAAUUGUUCGGAACACGACGACAGCGCGACAUUCCAUAAGAUAAGUGUUUGAACUUUAUUGUUUUCAUCUUUCAGAUUUAGUUUUUUAGCUACACAGUACCGAACUGAUCCAUUCUUGUUCAAUUGUAGCUGCGACUGCAGCAUAUUUGCUAUUAAGUACGUUGAAUUUUUAAAUAUAGGAUAUAAAGUUGAUGAAAUCAACCAAUCGUGAAUACAGAAUUGGAGAAAGGAGCUAGCUUGUGAUUUGUUCGAAUUUAAUGUAACCCGUAAAUUUGUAUUAAAUAUAUGUAACAUUCGAAUUGUAGAUUUAA
This is a messenger RNA of Olea europaea var. sylvestris, 1149 nucleotides long. RefSeq lists its product as uncharacterized. The transcript is spliced from 2 exons. Bases 291 to 704 code for a protein of 137 amino acids. Lineage: Eukaryota; Viridiplantae; Streptophyta; Magnoliopsida; Lamiales; Oleaceae. The record is from RefSeq and is a predicted model, not a curated record.